UUGGGGAGUGCGGGGGAGGGGCGGUGUCAGCCAGCUCCUCUUCAGUCUCGUAACUCUGGAUGGACAAACACUGCGCGGCGCUCAGGUGUGCGCUGGCUAUAACGAAAGAGCGUGUCGAAUUCCACAGGGGGAGAAGUAUUCAUAAUCUUCUCCACCUCCAUUCUGCAAUGUGAAGGACACACUGGAUAUCGCGCAACGGGGCGGAAGAUUCUUUCGGGUUCCUUCUUUCCCCUUUUUUCUUUCAAAUCACACUUUUCGUGAAGAGGAGGAGGAAACAUAAGAAAAUGUGAUUUGUUCCACAUGGACUCUAACCGCGUAUCAUGAUCGUGCAAUUUGGCGACUGCACAUUGCAAUGGUAAAUUUACAAGAAGCAUAGGUAACAGUCACCUGCCAGUGAAGAGGAUGGUACAAAUGAGGUCAAACGGUGAUGCAUAGAGAGGCUCUGUCAAGCACCUAAUGUUCUGUCCUGCUGGGUGAAAUACUGCAUUGGCUGUUCUUUUCUCCUAAAUAAUGCAAGCACAACUCAAGGAUGUCUCUGUGUCUGUGGGUACCUGAUUCUGUAAGCCCAGGGCCAACCACCUGUGAUGGACGAAGCUGAUAUUAAUGAGAGUAACACGGAGGCUGAGACGCAUGUGGUGCCCAGUGACAACAUAGUUGAGAGGAUUGUCCUCAUCACCUUCCUCUCAAUGGUGAUGCUGAUGACCAUUCUUGGGAAUCUCCUAGUCAUGGUGGCAGUGUGCAGGGACCGCCAGCUCAGGAAAAUCAAGACAAACUACUUCAUUGUGUCACUAGCCUUUGCUGACCUACUGGUGUCUACUCUGGUGAUGCCUUUUGGAGCAAUUGAGCUGGUCCACCAGAACUGGAUCUACGGCGAGACCUUCUGUCUGGUGCGAACAUCGCUGGAUGUGCUACUGACCACAGCCUCCAUUUUGCAUCUUUGCUGCAUUUCUCUUGACAGGUAUUAUGCCAUUUGCUGCCAACCACUGGUCUACAGAAAUAAAAUGACACCCAUGAGAAUAGCGCUAAUGCUGGGAGGAUGCUGGGUAAUCCCGACCUUCAUUUCUUUUGUUCCAAUUAUGCAAGGUUGGAACAGCAUCGGGAUACAUCAUCUGAUAGAAGAAAGGAAGCUUAUUGGGGGCUCCAACUCCACGCUGUGCAUAUUCAUGGUGAACAAGCCCUAUGCCAUUACAUGCUCUGUGGUGGCCUUCUACAUUCCCCUGGGACUAAUGGUAUUGGCUUACCAGCGCAUUUAUGUGACGGCCCGGGAUCAUGCCCACCAGAUCAGCAUGCUGCAGCGAGCGGGCGGUGCCAGCAGCUCCUCUGACAGUGCCGAUCACCAGCGCAAUCAUCGCAUGCGCACAGAGACCAAAGCAGCAAAGACUCUAUGCAUCAUCAUGGGCUGCUUCUGCCUUUGUUGGGCGCCAUUCUUCAUCACAAACGUGGUGGACCCUUUCAUUGACUACACAGUGCCUGAGAAGCUGUGGACUGCCUUCUUGUGGCUGGGCUACAUCAACUCCAUGCUCAACCCUUUCCUUUAUGCCUUCCUGAACAAGUCCUUCCGUCGUGCCUUCCUCAUCAUCCUGUGUUGCGGGCAUGAGCGUUACCGUCGACCGUCCAUCCUGGGGCCCAGCGUACCCUGCACUGAGACCACAAUCAACGGAUCCACUCAUGUGCUGAAGUACACAGUGCUGCAGAAUGGAAACCACACUGAAGAAAUGAAGCAGCCACUAAACAAAGACACCGAUUUGGAAGAGCUGAGCGCAAAAUCCCAGGACAGAACGCAAAAGGAAGCCUCAUAGCAGAGCAACAUUCAGCUGAUUCAGGAGAUAUGAAACCUGGCUUAGUUAAUAAUGUUUAGAUCUACAAGUCAGCACGUUCCUUUCAUUUUCCUUCCAGUAACAGACAAAUGUGCUGGACAUUUGGAUUAAAAAAAAAGAAGGCAAAUUAAUAUUUUCUUUUAAUUCAGAACGUGGAAUGUCUACAGAAGCAGUUUGAGAAUAACAGAGUGGCAGGUUUCCAUUGCCACCUCAUUCUCGAUUAUUUGUUUUCUGCUCUGCUAUCACUUGGUUUAUAUGCUUUUUUUUGUUUAUUUUUUAUCACUCUGACACUCAGAAGAAAAAAAAAUGUUUACAGUCCAGUCUGAGCUACUGGAGUUAUAUUACAGUCUAAAAAAAUAUGAAUGUAAAUUUGAAAGAAAUUUUAUUUUUCCUUUACGUCAAUCCACAACCUCCUUAAAAUGUAAAAUAUUCUAUUGUCCUACUCAAGAAAUCAAAAUUUGACUUGAAAGAACAAAUCGUGUGAAUCACGUUGUCUUCUAGUGGCACAGACAGGAAUGAUUUCAAAUUCGACCCUAUAUGACAUUCUGCUUUGGUUGAAGGGAACAGCCAAAUGUCGCAUGUACCCAGAAGUGUGAAGAUUGAAGCCUUCUCUAUGAACAAACUGUGGAACUUCUGAUCCCCCCCUCCACCCCGAAAUGUGUUAUUUCCUUAAAAGAAAAUAUGCAUAAUAUGUAAAUUAUUGUUGAUCUUUUGCUCUAAAAUGGGAAAAAAACUAGAUUAGUUGAUUUGAUUAGAGUUUUUCUUUUAAGUGGUUGCUGCACAAAUGUGGGCUAUGUUUUUAGUUUUUAAGCUCUUUCUUAUUCUUCUGAACGCUGACAGAAAUUAUCCACUUUUUUCCCUAAUGCUUAUGAGAUCUGCUCCACAUAUUUCAAGCUUACAGGCAGGUACAGCGUGAGGAUUUGGACAUCCUGUCAGAGUUCAAGGUGCUGCAGCAUAAUGCAAAGUGCAAUAACCCAUAAACUGUUUGGGAUCAUGAACUGGUGAGCGGCUCUUGCACAGCUUUUGAAACCAUUACCAAAUAAUAAGUGGUGAAUAUGAGUUACAGUCACAUAAGAAAGUGCAAUCUGUUUACCUAAUGUGCCCUUGUAGAAAUGGACUGGAUAGAAGUCAACCUGACUUGAUGAUGAAUUAUGGAAAUAUUAGUAAGUAUGGCUCUACAGCAUCUGGUCAACAUGCUUAAUUAUGAAGAGCUGGACCCUCUUUGUUUAUUUUGUCAGAAAGUGAUAUACAGUAUUUGUGAUAUAUUCUAAAAAGUCAUAGUUCCACUAUGAGUUCUCUUUUAAAAGUGAUGCUAAAAGAGCAGGGUAGAUGUGAAGUGUAACUCUUUAAUAAAAGUGGGCACUUUGGAUCACCUUCAAAUGAAGCUGUAAUGAAUGUAGUGGCAUGAUACUGCAGACCCUCAACAGUGAUGUUCAGCAUGUGCUUUAAUUCUGUAAUCAGAACAGUGACACAAUAGCAUAGAACCUUAUUACUGAUGUCUGCCAUGUUCUUUAAUUCUACAUAGAAGAAAAAAAUGAUUAUAUGUUAGAUUUGAUGUCAAGAGGGAGAAGAGGGGGUAAUGAAAAUCAUCUUAGUUCUCUUUCAGCUCAAGUUGGUGCUUAGUGGGAAUUCCUAAGACAGGCAUGUCUUGAUCCUAUAGGACAAAUCAUUUUUUUUUCUGUAUUUUUAAAUAGUAUGUCGGUUCACCGAUGUGUAAUUGAUCUGAUUGGUUGUUGCACAGCAUGUUGUUUUAUUAUUUUAGAAGAACAAGAUGAAGUGAGAAAUGAGCUAGGGUUGAAUGUCUGUAUAAAGUAAAUGGAAAGCUGUCCCCGCAAAUAAUCUGCACAUCUCAAUUCGAGGAUAUAAAGUCUACUCCUUGAACAUCACUGUCACUAGGUGUAAUAGGGCGCCCUAGCGUAGUAAUACAAGAUUCAUAUUUUCACACUAGGACUCCCAUUAUACCUAAUAAUAACAAGCACUUUUGGUUAUCUCAUCAGAAAUAAGUGAUACUUUACCAUAUUAUAAACUAGCUAAGCAUAAACUAUAAACUUAAAAACUAACUGUGAAUGCUCAAUAAUAUUGUGUUUAAAUGGCUGAGACUAUUUUCAGUGGUGAUUAGAAACAGACAGUGACCACAUAUUAUACAGGUGUAAAUGCAAAUGCAGUUUCUAUUCACAGACAACAUCUAUUUAAGCAGAUGAUGCAGACACAGAAGACAUGAUUUCAUCGUUGUAUGCAUACUUUGGAUUGCUUGUGACCUGUGACAUCAUGUUUGCAUCUCUCACAGGAUCGUAUGAUACAGUGAGGACCCAGUUCCUCUAGUGUGCCUUUAUUCAUUUCAUCUGCAGCAAUUUACUACCAAAAAUAUGCCAAAAUAGUUCAAAAUUUUAAUAUAAUCAUUUAGAUUUCUAAAAUAUAUAGGGUCACUAGAGACCCUAGAUACGGUAAAGUGUCAAUUUUUUAACACGCACUUUUUAAGUGCUCUAAUUGUAAAGCCCGCUUGAACAAAAUGUGCUAUUUUCAGGAUUUCUUUUUAUCUACAGUACAUAUGUUCAUUACAGCUUUAUUUCUAUCUUGUUGCUUUCUAUGCAGGAAUUUACAAGUUUAGAGAGGUAAGAGAUACGCAAAGAAAUACAACAGGCUUAUCAGAGUGAUAGUUCUGAUGCCAUCAGAUUAUAAAUGUUUUGUCAGGAAAUUGAGGAGCAGAGAACAGAUGAGAGGUAGAAGAAUGAAGGUAAAGUUAGAAAGAAAUCUCAGCCAUGCACGAGUGCAACAACAAAAGUCAUGUCAACUGAAACUGCUUCUUACAGAAACAAAAGUGGACAAAACAAUUCACAGAAUGUGUUAUUACAGCUGCAUUUCUAUUGUGUUUGUCAUUAUUUAGGUAUUUAUGAGUUUAGAGAGAUAAGAGGUGUGAAAUGAAGUGCCGCUGGUACUUAUCAGCAUAAGAAGCCCUUGAAAGAUUUCCUCUCAUUGACGGCAGGUGACAAGUCCGAUUCAGGCUGAGAGGCAUGCAGCUAAGGGUCAAACAAUACACAACAUACUGAGGCAGUGCAGAGAGAUGUUCUUUGCAGGGAAUUGUAAAAGGGCUGAGAUCAGAUGAGGAAAAGAAGGUUGAAAGUGAAGUGGGCAGGCAGCUGUGAGAGGCUGAACAAAGUGAAACAGAACAAGCCUCAUCACCUGAAGCAGCUUCUUACAGAAUCAAAAUUGGACUAAAAAUGCAGAAAGUGCCAUAUUUGUUCAAUAUCAAUGGACUGCAAAACAGCUGAUUGCUGCAAAAUGUGCCACAAGCCGCAUUGUAAUGAGCAUAAAGAUGUAACAGUGGGCAAGGAUUAUUGUCCUGAGUAGCAGACUAUGAUUGUGUAAUUGUAUAUUUAAACUGUAUAGUGUGAAUGUUAUGCAUAUAGGGGCACCUUAGUAUAAAAAUACUAGAUAGAUAAAGUGUCAUAGGAUCUGAUGUUCCAGUAAUGUUCAUUAGUGAUUAGUGCAUCUAGAAUGGGGUGCAGACUCCUUGGGAAUAUGUUCAUUAGAGAUUACAGCUUUCAUUA
This is a messenger RNA of Polypterus senegalus (gray bichir), 5365 nucleotides long. It is a transcript of the gene htr4, whose product is annotated as 5-hydroxytryptamine receptor 4. Gene Ontology annotation, molecular function: G protein-coupled serotonin receptor activity. Gene Ontology annotation, biological process: adenylate cyclase-activating adrenergic receptor signaling pathway; chemical synaptic transmission; regulation of appetite. The transcript is spliced from 8 exons. Gene Ontology annotation, cellular component: plasma membrane. The record is from RefSeq and is a predicted model, not a curated record. Lineage: Eukaryota; Metazoa; Chordata; Cladistia; Polypteriformes; Polypteridae. The coding region runs from base 585 to 1799 and encodes 404 amino acids.